CAACUGCACAGCUUCCUGUCAGUGUGGGUCACUCGACGGAGCAGUCUGUCCUUCAUCAGAGAGCGGGGCUGGGGCAGUGGGCAGCCUGAACGCGGGAUCAUGUCCGUGGUUCCUCCCUCGCUGCUCUGUCUUGGGUUGUGUCUGAGCCAGAGCACUUGGGCACAGAAGGGAAAUCUCCCCCCGCCUCGUAUCACAGCUCUGCCUGGAUCCACAGUUCCACCUAGGAGUCCUGUGACCCUCCUGUGUCAAGGACCUAAACAAGCUGAGGGGUACAGAAUAUCAAAAGUGGGGAGUCCUGAGCCCAUGGGCAAAGAGGAACAGAUCACAGCCCGGAAGACCAACACUUUGAGUUUCACAGAGAUGACAACAGACAAGACAGGGCUAUACCACUGCUCCUAUCAGAGAGGAGGCCGCUGGUCCCAGUUCAGUGACCCCCUGCAGCUGGUGUCUCAACUGCACAGCUUCCUGUCAGUGUGGGUCACUCGACGGAGCAGUCUGUCCUUCAUCAGAGAGCGGGGCUGGGGCAGUGGGCAGCCUGAACGCGGGAUCAUGUCCGUGGUUCCUCCCUCGCUGCUCUGUCUUGGGUUGUGUCUGAGCCAGAGCACUUGGGCACAGAAGGGAAAUCUCCCCCCGCCUUGUAUCACAGCUCUGCCUGGAUCCACAGUUCCACCUAGGAGUCCUGUGACCCUCCUGUGUCAAGGACCUAAACAAGCUGAGUGGUACAGAAUAUCAAAAGUGGGAAGUCCUGAGCCCAUGGGCAAAGAGGAACAGAUCACACCUGGGAAGACCAACACUUUGAGUAUCACAGAGAUGACAACAGACAAGACAGGGCUAUACCACUGCUCCUAUCAGAGAGGAGGCCGCUGGUCCCAGUUCAGUGACCCCCUGCAGCUGGUGAUGACCGGAGCUUAUGACAAGCCCUCCCUCUCCAGCGUGGCUGGCACAGUGGUGGCUCCAGGCGAGAAUGUAAAGUUGCAGUGUUUCUCCAGAAUCAACUAUGAUGUAUUUAUCCUCACCAAAGAAGAUGGAGAUCACAUCACCCAGAACCAAAGCUCCACCCCCCAGCAUGGAGGACACCAGACCAUCUUCCUCUUGAAUCCAGUCUCCACCACACAGGCGGGGACCUACAGAUGCUACGGUGCCUUCCUCAACAACCCCUAUUUGUGGUCUCAGCCCAGUGACCCACUGCAGCUUCAGGUUGAAGGAACCACUGACUCUCCCAGCAACACACAACCCAGACGUGCAACUGCCCCAUCUGACAACCUAGCCUCCCAAGACAGUCGCCUGGGCAUCUGGAUCGGUGUCCCAGUGGCAGCGGGUCUCCUGUUCCUAGUCGCCCUCAUCCUCUACUGUCUGAGCAAAGCCAAAAACAAUGCUGCGAGGAAAGAGAGACACCCAGAGGCAGCUGGCCAGGUGAAUGGACAGGCCUCUGAAGCUGCGGACCCGCAGGAGGUCACCUAUUCCCAGGUGACCUGCCGCGUCCCCCACCAGGGGACCGCUGGGACACCCUCCUGGGUGCCCAGGCAGACCCAGAGCAGCGACUAUGUGACGCUGGCCUUCAGAUAAGCGAGGCACCAGAGCCAGCACUUCAUCUGGGCGGCAGAACUCACAGCUACCUCUGGUAACUCCCUCCUCUAGAACUGAGGUUCCAAACCUGAGAAUCAGCCUGGUUGAGGGAGCCCACAUCCCUCGGAAGAUCCUGCUACCCUCCCCCUGGAAAUCGAGAGACCUCAGUAACAUCAUCCAGUCAGUCCCAGAAUCUAAUUGCCCAGGAGUUCCUGAGACCCUCUGAAGUCGUCAGAAGAGCGACAGGGUAAUAUUUUGUAAGUUUUCAUUAUUCAUUAAUUAAAUGUUGAUGUUGUUCAGUC
Molecule: messenger RNA, 1868 nt
Organism: Odocoileus virginianus texanus
Lineage: Eukaryota; Metazoa; Chordata; Mammalia; Artiodactyla; Cervidae
Source: RefSeq, a predicted model, not a curated record